UUCCCUCUCUCUCCCUCUCUCUCUCUCUCACUCACUCUCUCACCCCCCUCCCCCCCCCUUUCUUUUGUUUAAUAUAACGGCACCACAGAUGAUUGGCAGCGACGUGCCCGUUCGGCGGCGGCUGGGCUCGGGCUGGUCCCUGGAGGGGGAUGGCACGCCGCGGCCACCCCUCUUGCACCGAGGGGGCUUCUGGUGGUGAGAAGGCCCCCCGGCUCACCCCUCCUCUGCCCUCUUGGCGUGCUCCGGCUUCCCCUCCAUCUGUCUGCCUGGCCCCCCCUCCAGACAAGUCAAGGAGGGUUAUAGCAUACGCUACCUGAUGGACCGCAUGAGCGAGGAUACUCUGCGUCUCAACCGCUUGAAGCGGACCCUGGACCAAGCCGAAGAGCGGGACGAUGUCUUGGCCAAGAGGCUGAAGAUGGAGGGCCACGAGGCCAUGGAGCGCCUCAAGAUGUUGGCAUUGCUCAAAAGGAAAGACCUGGCGGGCAUCGAGGUGCCCCAUGAGCUGCCCGUCAAGCAGGAUGGACUGAAAGUCUACGAGGAAAAGCUGAACGGAAACCUGAGACCCCACGCCGACGGACGGUCUUCCGGGAGAUCCGGCAAGGAGAACAUCAACGACGAACCAGUGGACAUGAGUGCGAGAAGAAGCAGCGAUCAAGACAGGGGGCGGCUCACCCCUUCUCCGGACGUCAUCGUCCUCUCCGACAACGAAGCCUCCAGCCCUCGCUCCAGCUCCCGCAUGGAAGAGCGUCUGAAGGCAGCCAAUCUGGAAAUGUUCAAGGGGAAAGGGGUUGAGGAGAGGCAGCAGCUCAUCAAACAGUUGCGGGACGAGUUGCGGUUAGAGGAAGCCCGGCUGGUGCUGUUGAAGAAACUACGGCAAAGCCAGCUGCAGAAGGAGAACGUGGUACAGAAGACUCCGGUUGUCCAGAACGCAGCGUCUAUAGUCCAGCCAUCUCCUGCCCACGUCGGACAGCAGGCUCUGUCCAAACUUCCCUCCCGACCUGGAGUUCAAGGGGUUGAGCCCCAAAACCUCAGAACAUUACAGGGUCACAGUGUCAUCCGAUCGGCCACCAACACCGCACUUCCCCACAUGCUUAUAUCCCAGCGCGUCAUUGCCCCCAACCCCACCCAGCUUCAAGGACAGCGCAUCCCUUCCAAACCAGGCCUGAUCCGCAGCAGCACGCCGAACAUGAGCCCUGCUAUCAAUUACCAGCCGCCGUCCUCUUCGGCAGUGCCCUGCCAGCGAACCAGCUCCUCCGCCAUCUAUAUGAACCUCGCCUCUCACAUCCAGCCCGGGACGGUGAACAGGGUGGCGUCCCCCCUGCCCAGUCCCAGCGCCAUGAAUGACGCCGCCAACUCCCAGGCCGCCGCCAAGCUCGCCCUGCGCAAGCAGCUGGAAAAGACUCUGUUGGAGAUCCCGCCCCCCAAACCUCCCGCCCCCUUGCUCCACUUCCUGCCCAGUGCGGCCAACAGCGAGUUCAUCUACAUGGUGGGACUGGAAGAAGUGGUCCAGAGUGUCAUCGACAGCCAAGGCAAAGGAUGCGCCUCCCUCCUCCGAGUGGAGCCCUUUGUCUGUGCCCAGUGCCGCACGGACUUCACCCCGCAUUGGAAGCAGGAGAAGAACGGGAAGAUCUUGUGCGAGCAGUGCAUGACCUCCAACCAGAAAAAGGCGCUGAAGGCCGAGCACACCAACCGGCUGAAGAAUGCCUUCGUCAAAGCUUUGCAGCAGGAGCAGGAGAUCGAGCAGCGGCUGCAACAGCAGGCCACCCUCUCGCCCACCACGGCUCCGGCCAGCGUGGCCAGCGUCAGCAAGCAGGAGAGCAUCAUGAGGCAUCACACACUCCGACAGCCCCCCCAGCCUCAAAGCUCCCUACAACGUAGUUUACCCACCUCCGCUCGCUCCAUGCUCUCCAACUUCGCACAGGCGCCACAGCUACCCGUCGCCAGCGGUCUCCUCGGGAUGCCAGGAGUCAACAUCGCCUACCUGAAUGCCGGGAUGGGCGGCCACAAAAGUUCCAGCUUGGCGGACCGGCAGCGAGAAUAUCUUCUCGAUAUGAUUCCUCCGCGCUCGAUAUCGCAAUCCAUCAGCGGGCAAAAAUAACACCAGCCCCGCCCCCCCUCCUCCUCCUCCUCCCCAUGACUCCCCAUCUGCGCCCCCCCCCCUCGUCCGUCGCAUGCAGUGCCUGUACUGGUGCCUACCACAGAGGGACAGGACCCCCCUCCCAGAAAACAUUGGGGGAAAAAGGAAGAAAAACAAAGCAAAAAUGAAGACGAGAAACUUUCGCGCAACCCGCCCUCUUCGCAACCGUUCUCGCUGGCACCCCUGUACCCACUCCGCCCGCUCUGGAUUUUGUUUUGGGGCGGUGGGAGCCCUCAAGCCCUUCCUGCUCCCCCUCCCACUUCCCACUCAAAGUCAGAACGCAUCAGCUCGGACAGCCCUCGCACCAUACCUGUGUGUUUUCACACGCUUGUUUUUACGCGCUUAUCUUUUCCCCCUUUUGUUCGGCUUUUAACGUCUGUAAUUGCAAACCUGUAGAAUUUUUAACGGCUUGCUUUUUUUCUCGUUUUUUUUUUACGCCUUCCUUUUGCUUUUUUUUUUUUUGCUUCUGCGGGAGGGAGAAAAGGAGACCACCUGGAAAAAACAGGGUUCCUCACGAGUCUCCAAAUGGCUUUUUUCCAUUCUGGCUUUAAAAGGCGGUAUCGGUGAAGAGUGGGGGAGUAUCUUGGUCACCCCUCCUCCGGAGCUGAAACCAAACUCUGGUUUGGGGGUCAAAACGUCCACGAGAAGGCUAUUUUUGGAGGUGGGAAGACCACCAAGCGGUUUUUUGGGAAUCAUCCAUGCUAGGAAAAUGAAACUUCUGCGUGCCGGAGAUUCGUUGGACUCACCCCUCGAGCGUUGGCUACAUCACUCUGGGCAAUCAAAGAGAUCUAGCGUCCCUUUUGCUGAUCCUGCAAGCUGCUGGCCAGCAGAAGGAGCUCCUGGCCAGGCAGGGACCCUGAAUCCUUGCCUCUGUUCCGUUACCGUCAUCCCUCCGACCGUUAGAUGCCAGAGGCAGGGAGUCCCUUCCCGCUCGCCGAUUCCUCCACCCCGUUGUAUUUGCGAUUCUGCUUGUUUCUUUUUUUUUUUUUCCCCUUCUCGACGUCGCCCGGCCUGGAAGUUGCUAUUUUCCAUGCGGAGAUCAGAACCGUGGGAGGACCCCUCCCGCUCUCGGGGGCCCGACCUUUCCCCUCUUGGCUCCAAAGUAUUAGCCCUGGGUUCUUCAGGUCACCUUGGCGAUCAGUCCCUCUCGGAAAAGACCGCAAGCUCCCGGGAUGCCCGCUGCCCGCUUCCGUUUCGCCCCUCCAAACCUCCGAGCACUUAACGAAUCCACGGGGAGGCGGCAGGACCCUUGGCGCGGAUGCACCGGAGAGACACCGAGACCUGAAUUUUGCCCCCUCCGGCGCUCCUUAAAAAAAUUCCUCGGGACGAGGUCGGGAAAGCAGGACACGUCCCGCCAUCUGAACCUGAGACGGCCUAACGCGCCUGCCCCUUUCUCUCCCCAACCCCCCCCCUUCCCCCCCAAAUGUGCAAUUCUCUGCAAAGCCAGCUUUUGCGACAGGCAGCCUUAGAGGCCUCGGUGAUGAUUUUGUUUUGUUUUAUUUGAUUCUCUUGCUCUUUCGAACGUGGGAUUUUAAGCCCUUCCCCCCCACCCCCGGCUCGCCUUAGGCACUCCCAUUUUUAAUAUUCCUUCUCUUGGCUAUCCCUAUUGUGGCUCAAACAUAUGUGAGUCAUGUAGUUUUAAGAUUUUGGGUUUCAGUUUGGUUUGGAUAUUGUGCUGAUCCUUCCUUCCCUCUUCCUUCCUUCCUUCCCCUGUCUAUUCCUUCCUCCCUUCCCGUCUAUUCCUUCCUUCCUUCCCUCUUCCUUCCUUCCUUCCCUCUUCCUUCCUUCCGUCCCGUCUAUUCCUUCCUUCCUUCCCUCUCCUUCUUUCCCUUGUCUAUUCCUUCCUCCCUUCCCGUCUAUUCCUUCCUUCCUUCCCUCUUCCUUCCUUCCUUCCUUCCCCUGUCUAUUCCUUCCUUCCCUUCCUUCCUUCCUUUGUUCCUUCUCUAUUCCUUCCUCUCUUUUAAUCUUUUUUUUUCUUUCUUUCUUUCUUUCUUUCUUUCUUUCUUUCGGUGAUGUAGGAAACGUGCAAUAAUUUUUGCUCAAGUAUCAAAACAAAAUUCCAAAAAAAGCACCUGUUUGAAUUUCUGCCAAGAAAUUAGCCAAAAUUAGAUGGGGGACUCUUUUGCUAUCCGGAAAACCGAUUUUCUGGCAGGAUCUUAAAUCGACCUGCCCAUCCAUUUAUCUUCCUUUUGAGCACUCUUCCGAAAUUUGAUUUAUUUUUUUUCCCCCCAUAAACCUAAGCUCUUUUCUGUUCCCUUUCUCUCUCUCUCUCUCUUCCUCCCUCCCUCCCUUUCUCUUUCUAUUUUUGGGGGAAUGUAAUAUAGAAAAAAAAAAUACCUUUUUUAAUUUCAAAGAUUAAUACGCUGGCUUCCGUUUCUUUCUUUUUGGGGUGGGGUGGGUGAAGUUUACUGUUUAGUUGUAGCCGGUUUUGUGAAUCAUGCUGAGCUUUCGUUUUAUUUCCCUCGUUUAUAUUUUAUUUUAUUUUGUAUGUUAACGGUUCCGUCGGGGGGAAAAGCUACUCUGCCCCUCCUCCUUAAUUUUCCUUCCCUCCUCCCCUCCACGAAAAUUUUCUCUUUGCUUAACAGUAACCUUGCUGCCCGGGAAAAAAAAACACACACACAAAAAAAUACCCCGUUAUAACAAGGACUUCUUUGUUGUAUAUAAGCUAUUUCUUGACACAUUAAAGAAAAGGAAAAAAAAAAACCAGAGACAAGAAAUGGAAAAAAAAAAAAGGAAGAAAGAAAGAAAGAAAGAAAGGGGGGGAGGAAAAGAGGGGAGGGAGAAAACAAAACAAAGCAAGUUGUACAUUGUAUAGAGAAAAAAAAAAUCAAAACCACAAAACAGCUUAGCCAUGGAUAUUGUGACGUUUGUCGAUGUCCUUUUGUAGUGUGAAAACUCUUUUUGUGUAUGACAUUAAAAUGGUCAAAAGGUGGUUUCCUGUGGAAAGGGGGUGCAGGAGGGGGCUGGGCAGCUCCCCUCCACCCCAUGCACCCCCUUUUCAUCUCCCCCAAAAAGCUGAAAUGGAUUCGGUGGCUCUCAGUUCCCAUAAUGGUGCCUUUUCAUCUUCUUGUACCCCUGGACAUCCUCUCCCCCCCACCAACCCAAAGCCUGCCCCUCCUAAGCCCACCCUAGAUUUUCCCCCCCCAGGUUCGAGGGGGGGGUCCUUGGGGCGGCUGCAAGUACGACCACGGAUCUGAACAAUUCCCCUGUAAAUUUGCACUGGUGUUUUUUUUUUGUUUUGUUUUGUUUUGGGUAAAGAUGCUUUCGCUUUGGGACGCAACUGGGUUUUGAUGUUGGCCAAACAACUUAUCCCUUUUCAUCUCCAUCAUAGCCCAAUGAUCCUCCUCCCUCCAGAUGCUUUGAGAUGUUUGCACCUCUUCUGUCCGUGAGUUUUGACCUUGGCCACUUGUAAGAUGGGUGGACUUCCAAGUCCCAGAAUUCUGGAGGUUGAAGUCCACCCAUCUUAAAGAGAUUGAGGAAUUCUGGGAGUUGAAGUCCAUCUUAAAGAGAUUGAGGAAUUCUAGGAGUUGAAGUCCAUCUUAAAGAGAUUGAGGAAUUCUGGGAGUUGAAGUCCAUCUUAAAAGAGAUUGAGGAAUUCUGGGAGUUGAAGUCCAUCUUAAAGAGAUUGAGGAAUUCUGGGAGUUGAAGUCCAUCUUAAAGAGAUUGAGGAAUUCUAGGAGUUGAAGUCCAUCUUAAAGAGAUUGAGGAAUUCUGGGAGUUGAAGUCCAUCCAUCUUUAAAUGGUUGGGGAAUUCUAGGAGUUGAAGUCCACCCAUCUUAAAGAGAUUGAGGAAUUCUGGGAUUUGAAGUCCACCCAUCUUAAAAGAGAUUGGGGAAUUCUGGGAUUUGAAGUCUACCCAUCUUAAAAGGAGUUGAAUUAUGGGAGUUGAAGUCUACCCAUCUUAAAAGGAGUUGAGGAAUUAUGGGAGUUGAGGUCCAUCCAUCUUAAAAGCAGCCAAGGUUAAGAAACACUACAUCAACAUCCAACUUUGAAGGUCCUAAGGAAGCUACCAACUUGGAGAUAACAUCUGACCAUCCAUGGAACUUUGCCCCACAGCUGGAAACCCCUAUCCACUGGCCUCUUUCUGUUGCAGAAGUCGGAUCUAUUUUGGGGUCCGGGGGGGGAGUGGAAGGAGCUUUGAGACGAACCCCUUCCCCAAACUCACAUUUCCAAUUUAAUGUCAGAGCCACUUGGCAGAAGGGAUCCAAAUCGUAAGGUGAAGAUGUUGGGUUAGGGGUCUAAAGGGUGGCGAGAGAACAGGAAACCAGUCCUUUUGCACCAUUUUAAGAGGGGGUUUUUAAUUUCAUUUUUUCAUUUUUAUUUUUUAAUUUUUUGGGGCCUUGUGUUUUUGGAUCCGGUUUAAAUAAAAAAAAAACGGCGACGAAAAGAGGAUUAAACGAAAAAAAGAAAGAAAAGUUGUUUUAAAUAUUGCCAAUUGAUUAUGCAGUGACCUGAUUAAAAUAAUAAUAAUAAUAAUAAGCUAAUUUUUGGAGAAAGGAUUAAAAAAAAAACUUUGUAAUAUUUAUCACUUGCAAGCUAUGUUUAAUAAAGAAAGGAAUGGUUUAUACAUUUC
Pantherophis guttatus is the source of this 6710-nucleotide messenger RNA. RefSeq names its product GATA zinc finger domain containing 2B (gene GATAD2B). The record is from RefSeq and is a predicted model, not a curated record. Gene Ontology annotation, molecular function: sequence-specific DNA binding; zinc ion binding. Gene Ontology annotation, cellular component: NuRD complex. Gene Ontology annotation, biological process: negative regulation of transcription by RNA polymerase II. NCBI's taxonomy places the organism in Eukaryota, Metazoa, Chordata, Lepidosauria, Squamata, Colubridae.